AUGUCGAAGGGCGAAGAGCCAUUUUUGGUCGAUCUGGCAAUCGUGCUGGACAGCUCGAUGACCAUUGGACGGUCGGGAUUUGAGAAUGAGAAGACAUUUGUUGAGCAGCUUGCUUCCCGUUUCGUUAUCCGGCCAGAUCGCGUACGUAUUGCCUUGCUGCAGUUCUCGGAACAGAAAAAGAUGAAUCCGGUUGGUGCCCAGUUGCUGGCCCGUCUUAAAGAGAUAAACAAUGAAGUCGUCCUCAUUGCUUGUUUGCGUACCAUCCACUAUACCGUAAAUCAUCAGAGUUCGGACUGCGCUUGUUUCCACUACGUAAUCCUAUCGCAUCCGUCAUGGAUAUGCGAUGAGACGCCCAAGUUUGGGCAGCAACACGGCUCGUUCCCAAACUCCGUCUAUUUUCGUAUUCCGUUCGACGGUGGCCGCCAUUUUGGCGGCACUCCGUGGCACUCAGAACGGCGAUGUGGCCACGUCCGAGCGUCGCGACGCGCCUCAUCUGAUAGCGGUUAUCAUGUUUCGAUCUACGUGUCGUUGGACGCCUCGAACCGACACAUCGAUGAUUCACGUUCCAACUUUGGGAGAGGGAUGCGCAUUACCGACCACACUUACUCGUACAAGGAAACGAUCGGAGCAGCGGCAGCCGAAAGUGAACAGGAAUCAUCUACGCUGUUAGGGGACUCAAAGAACGUCAGUCAAACCAAGAAUCGAGUUAAUAGAAAAAAUGGCUUGGCCAUGAUGCUCAUAGAAAGCUCUUUGAUAUUCACGAAUGUCACAGAAAUGCUGGUACGAAAGCGAACGUGGCAAAAAGAAAUCGAGACGAGUGUGGCGGAGUCACCGUUGACGCACGGCCUUCGUUCAUCGAGAACACCACGGAUAGCCUGUCGGUACGACGACGAUGACAUCAGCGAUGCAUUCUUAGAUGUUAUCGAAGGUCAGGGGCAAAGAGCAAAAGCGAGGAGCAGUGGCGAGUGCAGCAGUGGCAGCAGUGCAGCCGUCAGAGAAAGCCAAGAGUGCCGAAGAGUCCAGUUGGACUCUUUCCAAACGUGGACAACUUCUUCCCAUCCCUGCGUUGGUCAUCGGACUAUGCUCUUCCCAGACACUCGUCCAACGAUGAGGAUGUUGAUCGGUGGUUGCAUUAUGUUCCUGAUCGCGUCGAUCGUCGCUCUUGAGGGCAACCCGUGCGAGCGACAGCCGUUCAAGGCGUACUGCCCCGCGGACAGCAGUGGCAAAACAUCCCGGUCCACGUUCGUGCUCCGCUACUACAAGAAAGGCAGCCAGUGCGUGUCUUAUCCGUACGGCUACUGCAAACACGGAGAGACCAUACAGCUCUUCCGCUACAAGAACGACUGCGAGAAGCACUGUCCCAACCAAAGUAGGUCUCUGGUCUGGUGGGCGCUGCCCACUGACUAG
Molecule: messenger RNA, 1407 nt
Organism: Soboliphyme baturini
Lineage: Eukaryota; Metazoa; Nematoda; Enoplea; Dioctophymatida; Soboliphymatidae
Source: the annotation of a GenBank genome assembly